Messenger RNA from Bacillus rossius redtenbacheri, 4019 nucleotides. RefSeq names its product 26S proteasome non-ATPase regulatory subunit 1 (gene Rpn2). Gene Ontology annotation, molecular function: enzyme regulator activity. Gene Ontology annotation, cellular component: nucleus; proteasome storage granule; proteasome complex. Gene Ontology annotation, biological process: proteasome-mediated ubiquitin-dependent protein catabolic process; regulation of protein catabolic process. Bases 146 to 3127 code for a protein of 993 amino acids. The record is from RefSeq and is a predicted model, not a curated record. NCBI's taxonomy places the organism in Eukaryota, Metazoa, Arthropoda, Insecta, Phasmatodea, Bacillidae. The transcript has 2 exons.
CUUAAGUUUCCUAACAUGAAUGUUUUUAUUUCAAUUGUUGUCUGUCUGUCAGUGACUUUGCAUGUUGUUUGCCAAAGGCUUGUUUUGAGUUUAGUGGUUUUGUGUCAAAAAUAGACUUAUUUGUAUCUAUAAAAUUUUCUGCAAAAUGAAUAUAACUUCAGCUGCGGGAAUAAUUUCCCUUUUGGAGGAGCCGAUGCCCGAAUUAAAGGUAUUUGCUUUAAAGAAGCUUGAUUUGAUAGUGGACGAGUUUUGGCCUGAAAUCUCAGAAGCGAUAGAAAAGAUAGAAAUCCUCCACGAAGACAAAAAUUUCAACCAACAUGAACUAGCAGCGUUGGUUGCUAGUAAAGUUUAUUAUCAUUUGGGAUCGUUCGAAGAUUCCCUAACCUAUGCAUUGGGGGCGGGUGAUUUGUUCGACGUAAACUCGCGUAAUGAAUACGUGGAUACCAUUAUUGCUAAAUGCAUAGAUUAUUACACUCAAAUGAGGAUUGCUAAAGCUGACGGCAUAGAAGAUGUCAAACCCGUGGACCCUAGGUUGGAGGCAAUCGUAAACAGAAUGUUUCAGCGGUGUUUAGAUGACGGUCAAUAUCGUCAAGCCCUAGGAUUAGCUUUGGAGACCCGCCGUAUGGACAUUUUCAUUAAAGCUGUAAAGGAAUCAGAAGACGUGAAUAAUAUGUUGUCUUACGCAUUCCAAGUUGCAAUGAGCUUGAUUCAAAAUAGGGGUUUUCGCAACAUAGUACUCCGCACGUUAGUAGACUUGUAUCGUAAUCUUGCCACUCCAGAUUAUGUAAAUAUGUGUCAGUGUUUGAUAUUUCUGGAUGAUCCUUUGGCAGUGGCUGAAGUUUUGGAGAAACUGAGUAAAGAUACAGAAGAUGGUGCAUUAAUGGCGUACCAGAUUGCUUUUGAUCUGUAUGAAAGUGCUACACAGCAGUUCUUAGGUCAAGUGCUUCAGGCUCUAAGAGCCACGGCUCCCAUCCCAACAGCUAGCGAGACAGUUGUAAAAGGACCAGAAGAGGGACAAGCAAUGGAGGUAGAUAAGCCCAUAGAAGAUGAAAAGAAAUCUGAGCGAAAGUUAGAAAAUUUAAAUGAGGUGGAAAAAACACACCAGGAACGCAUUGAAAAAUUGUCUAGCAUUUUAAGUGGAUCUGUAUCCAUUGACCUCCACCUUCAAUUUCUCAUUCGCAGUAAUCACUCCGAUAUGCUGAUAUUAAAGAAUACGAAAGAUGCUGUCCGCGUAUCAAUUUGCCACACAGCCACCGUUAUUGCAAACGCAUACAUGCACAGUGGAACGACAAGUGAUCAGUUUCUGCGUGACAAUUUAGAAUGGUUGGCGCGAGCUACCAAUUGGGCCAAGCUGACAGCUACAGCAUCUCUAGGUGUGAUUCAUCGUGGCCACGAACAAGAAGCUCUUGCACUCAUGCAGAGUUACUUACCCAGAGAAGUUGGCACAGGAUCUGGUUACUCGGAAGGCGGUGGUUUGUAUGCACUCGGUCUGAUCCAUGCAAACCACGGAGCAGCCAUCACAGACUACUUGCUGGGGCAGUUGAAGGAUGCUCAGAACGAGAUGGUGCGGCAUGGUGGUUGUCUGGGCUUGGGGCUGGCAGCCAUGGGUACAAAUCGACAGGAUGUGUACGAACAACUGAAAUUCAACCUUUACCAGGAUGACGCAGUAACUGGGGAAGCGGCAGGAAUUGCAAUGGGGGCGGUGAUGUUGGGUUCGAAGGCCACUCAAGCCAUUCAAGACAUGGUGGCCUACGCUCAGGAAACUCAGCACGAGAAGAUCUUGCGUGGACUCGCAGUGGGCAUAGCACUCACCAUGUACGGCCGUCUGGAGGAGGCAGAUCCAUUGAUCACGAGCCUUUGCCAGGACAAGGACCCCAUUUUGCGCCGCUCCGGGAUGUACACAAUAGCGAUGGCAUACUGUGGCACGGGCAGCAACCAGGCGAUACGCAAACUGCUGCACGUCGCCGUGUCCGACGUGAACGAUGAUGUGAGGAGAGCGGCCGUCACCGGCCUGGGGUUCCUGUUGUUCCGAACCCCGGAGCAGUGUCCCAGCGUGGUGUCCCUCCUUGCAGAGAGCUAUAACCCCCACGUGCGCUAUGGGGCUGCCAUGGCCCUUGGCAUAGCAUGCGCCGGCACCGGGCUCAAGGAAGCCAUCGGGUUGCUGGAUCCCAUGACCAACGACCCGGUGAAUUUUGUGCGCCAGGGCGCGCUCAUCGCUUCGGCCAUGAUACUCAUCCAGCAGACGGAGCAUCUCUGCCCCAAAGUGAAAGACUUCCGCACACUGUACUCCAAGGUGAUCGUGGACAAGCACGAAGACGUCAUGGCGAAGUUCGGAGCGAUUCUGGCCCAGGGCAUCAUCGAUGCCGGCGGUCGCAACGUGACGGUGUCCUUGCAGUCUCGCACGGGUCACACGAACAUGCUGGCAGUCGUGGGGACCCUGAUAUUCACCCAGUACUGGUACUGGUUCCCCCUGGCGCACUGCCUGGCGCUGGCGUUCACGCCCACCUGCCUCAUCGCCCUCAACGCCCAGCUCAAGAUGCCCAAGCUGGAGUUCAGGUCCAACGCCCGCCCCUCCAUGUUCGCCUACCCUCCUGCGCUGGAGGAGAAGAAGCGGGAGGAGCGCGAGAAAGUGACGACGGCGGUGCUGAGCAUCGCCGCCAGAGCUCGCCGCCGCGAAGCAGAGAAGAAACACCGCGACGAGAAGAUGGAAGUGGACGAAGAGAAGGAUGACAAGAAGGACGAGAAGAAGGAAGACAAAAAGGAGGAUAAGAAAGAGGAGAAGAAGGAGGAGAAAAAGGAGGACAAGAAGGAAAAGGAAAAAGAGGACAAGAAGGAGAAGGACAAGGAGGAGAAGAAGGCGAGCGAGAAGAAGGAGCCGGAGCCGAACUCGGAGAUCCUGAGCAACCCGCCUCGCGUGAUGAAGCAGCAGCUGAAGGUGCUCCAGCUGGUGGAGAGCAGCAGCUACGCUCCCCUGAAGGACAUCUCCAUCGGGGGCAUCGUGAUGGUGCGGCACGUGAGGCCGGGCCUGGAGGAGGAGCUGGUGGAGCCCGUGGCAGCGUUCGGCCCCAAGCCCGACGACGACAAGGAGCCCGAGCCGCCCGAGCCGUUCGAGUACUCCGAGGAGUGACUGGUGAGCGGUGGCCGUGGUGCGACUGUAUUCAAAGAUGUCUUCUUGAAAAAAGAGCAUGGCUGGAUCCGAAAACAACUGUCUUUGUGAUUUAAAGUGAGCACUUUAUUAAUAAUUUUGUAAGUUAUUAUAUUUUAAAUUAAUUUUUGAAAUCAACCAUUUAAUUACAUUUGCACAACUUUUUAUUUAACAGCUUGUAACACUUAAACAGUCGGUAAAAUGUGUGUGUGAAAAUGAUGUAACUGUGUGUCUUAGGCUGUGCAAAUAUAAGUUUUUUUUUUAAAUUUAGAAUAAAAUUUAAAUAAGAGAACAUUUUUAUGAACGAUAUUUAUAAUAGGUUGUCAUAUUUAAGCAAAUAUUUGUACAUGGUAUUUUACGUUAAUAUUUAUAAAAACUUGAACUUAACAAUAAAUGUAGAAUGCUUUUGUAAAUUUUGGGAACUAUUUUUUUUGCAGAGGUUUCAAACUGCUUAUUGUUUGUUUGCCUUGUUCCCCACUUUUAAAAAAAUAUUCCAGAUUACAGAUAGUAUCCUUGUAACUCAGCAGUUGCUGUUCGCUAUGACCACGUUGAAAUUAACUUGGAUAGUUGUCCCAUUAAUACAUUCAAAAUGGAAUGCCACAUUAACAUAAUUAUGGUCGUUACACAAUGUGGCAUGAAACAGAUUCACUAUACUUUGAAUACAAACAAAUAUUUGUUAUUUCGAAGUGUAAGUAUUUGAAAUUGAAUCUGAUAAAUUAUUUGGCUUGAUAUUUAUAAUUUUUAAUAUUUGCACAUGCCUGAUUUUGAAAAGUAAGUAACUUAGUUGUAACAGUGAAGUGUAGUGUGAAAACCAUUGUUAUAUUUACAUUGGCAGAUUUAUUAAAGCCUUCGUUUUAGAAGAACACACAUUAAA